Molecule: messenger RNA, 2498 nt
Organism: Sipha flava (yellow sugarcane aphid)
Lineage: Eukaryota; Metazoa; Arthropoda; Insecta; Hemiptera; Aphididae
Gene: grnd
Product: protein grindelwald
Exons: 4
Coding region: 237-956 (239 amino acids)
Source: RefSeq, a predicted model, not a curated record
ACAUUCCUCCGCGCACUACGUUCUCGUAUCGCGUCACGCGCGCAGCGAUGGUUGUUCGGCCGCGAGUCUUCGGCCGCUGGUGCAGGUUCCGUCCGGACAGGUUACCGCGGUAACGAUCGUCACCGUCGCCGUCGCGUCCACCUGCGGGUGCCGUCAGUUUCUCUCCGGCUCGCGUACGUUCCCGCGCGCUGAUAUCCUCCGUCCACCCGAGGGUUGUUGUCCGCGUCGGCGUCAUAAUGUCCGCGGCCCGCGGGUUGUCGCUCAGGAAGCUGUGCGGCGAGAAGGUGUGCCCCGAGUACUUCAUGUGCCUGGACCACGACCUCCAGUGCUACCCGUGCCUGUCGUACUGCAACGAGACGUCGCACAACUACGACGCCAGGAUAUGCGAGCAACAGUGCCAAGAUUAUAUACACGACUACGUGAAGCAUUACGUCAAGGAACAGAACAUCCAAGAUGCGCUCCACGAACUGGAUAGCUUAAAAUCGUUGAUCAUUUUCAUGACGUUUCUGGUUGCCAUAGCGCUUGUCUUCAUAUCCGUCACGUUGGUGUUUAUUUGGAACCGCGAGAGGAGGAUAAGGAAGAUUAAGAACGGUGGCCAAGAUUCGUUUUUUAAAAAAAAGUUGGCCUCAUUACAGUACCCGAAGAAAAAGGAUAAGGUGAGCACGGUGAGCGAGACGAUAGUCAACAAGAUGCCAACGGCGAACGCGGCCACGUCGCUGGCGGCCACACAGACGGACCUGAUGAUCGCCACGCCCCCGUCCGCCUCGUCUUCGGGUCAGCGGACGAACACGUCUUCCGGCGGCAUGAGCAACAGCAGCUGCUCCUCCAACAAGCUACCAUGCGAAGACGCCACGCUCGAGUUCUCCGGCUACGAUAAUUUCGCGCUCAAAGUGUCGCCCGUCCUGGGCAAAACGAUCACCGCCAACGACCUGCUGCACCGGCAGUAUUCCCCUUAGAGGAGGCACUGCGAAACGGAACCCGCAAAGGUUUGGGGUUGAUGAGGGGGCGCAGAGAGGUUUGUUUUUGGUGCGCGCGAGGCUUUCGUCUACCGUCGAAGAUCCGCGAACAUGGUCAUGCAGCCGCAGCACCUCUGUAACCGUGUUUCGGUUGCGGCUCGGUUAAGCACGCGCGACCGUUGACCGCGCACGGUGCGCGCAACCCGUGGAGGAUUUGCAGAAACAAACGUUUUGAUCGCAACACUUGUAUACGCUCUGCGCCUGUUUGAAAAACGAUUCCGUUUCGUUUACGUUGUGCACUCCAAGCUGCCGCCGACGCCACUCGCCGUUUAACUCGUUCCGGUGCAUUAAGUAAAUAACAUUUCAUUUUUGGAUUUCUCAUUAUUAUUAUUUGUUUGUUUUCCCGCGACAAUAUUUACUAAACGGUUUUAUGAAAUUCUUAACGAACAGUGUUCUGUCGACGCAGACGACAACAACGCAUAGCCGCGAUUCUGCAUAACAUUCGUGCGCUCGCACAUGGUUGUAUUGCUCGUUCGCGGUCUAAUUGUACGUACUUAUGUUGAUAUUUAUUUUUAUUUCCUUUUAAUACUACGAUUUUGUUAUGUUUAGUAUGUAAGCAUGUAUAAUUUGUUGUCACGCACAAUAUUAUUAUAAAACAAACCUGAUCAUGGUAUUGACGUUAGCGUUGGUUGUAAAACACUAUUUAUAUUUUAUAAACAAUGAUAUUAGUUAUAUUAUGUAGUUAUAGGCUUCUGAACGAUUCGAGGAUGUUCAAAGAAAUUUGACCUUUCGUUUCUCUUUUAAUAUUACCUGAUUGUUUUAUGAUUCUGUUAUUUAGCAUUUAAGCAAGUAUAAUUUUUUGUCACGUACAAUUAUUAUAAAACACAGCAGAAAUUGUGGUAUUAACGUUAACAUUGAUUGUAAAGUACUAUUUGUAUCUUUUAAUCAAUGAUUUUAGAUUUAGGUAAGCGAAAACUAAGCAUUUUUGUUAUUUCAUUUUAUAAUAUUACGAUUUCGUUACUUAUGAUCCAGGCAUAUUAUAUUUAUGUUGUCGCAUAUGUGAUAAUCGAUUGCGUGUUCAAUCGAUAUAUAUAUUUAUAAUGUAUGCAUUUUCUGUGGUAGUAGUUUUAGGUGCAUAGUCGUAUAUUAUAGGCUUAGAGCGUUCCGAAAAGGAUAAAAUAAUUAAAACCUUUCAUCAGUGAACCCCGUCCAAUAAGGUUUUAAUAAUUUUUAGACAACUUCACGCAGCGUUUACGCGUCUGCGCGGGGUAGUAGGUUAGGUACUAGUUUUAUUCGCACGGUCAAGCAGCCAUCGCCGUGCCGUUUGAUCGUGUUGUAAAUAUAGCACAGUAUUUGUACAUAGUUAUAUAUAUUUUAUAAUAAUACCAUGAUCUAUGUAAGUUAGGCUUUAUGAUAGAAUUUUAUUACGUUUAAUAUGUUACUUAUAUAGCGUAGACAAGCAUCGCGCAGGAUGUAUAUGGUUAGGAAUACCUAUGUGAUGUAAUCAUGGUCUUACGAAAAAAAAAAAAAAAAUGGCGUAGU